AUGGCAUCCCUGGGACCAACACCCCACGAGUGCACCGAGCUGCUCCAACGAAACCUCGAUGUCUUGCUCAAGGUCCUCAACCCCGCAAAGUGGGACAAGAUGACGGACGACCAACGAAACAGCAUCCUGUACAUUCUGAAGGCGGCCGCCGACACAUCCAACAACCUGUCGGAGAUCGCACACGCCGAGGCUUUGAGCCGCAACUACUCGAUCAGAGCUGGAGCAGAGAUGGAAAUGGCCUGUGAAGGCACUCAGGUAGACGCGGAGGGUAACACAACAGAGGGUGCGAGUGAGUAUGCGUUAGAGCAGAGGGAAAAAAGGAAGUUUGAGCUCGAGAGAGCGGCUAUGGAAUGCGAAAGGGUGAAGGCUGAGACGGCCAAGUUGACUGCGGAGACAGAGAGGAUCAAGCUGGAGAUGGAAGAAUUGAAGGUCUGUACCUGUAUGGCGACUGCGAGUACGGGGGAUGGGUGGUAG
Morchella sextelata is the source of this 474-nucleotide messenger RNA. RefSeq lists its product as uncharacterized. The coding region runs from base 1 to 474 and encodes 157 amino acids. The transcript has a single exon. NCBI's taxonomy places the organism in Eukaryota, Fungi, Ascomycota, Pezizomycetes, Pezizales, Morchellaceae. The record is from RefSeq and is a predicted model, not a curated record.